Molecule: messenger RNA, 696 nt
Organism: Arxiozyma heterogenica
Lineage: Eukaryota; Fungi; Ascomycota; Saccharomycetes; Saccharomycetales; Saccharomycetaceae
Product: nucleotide diphosphatase
Exons: 1
Coding region: 1-696 (231 amino acids)
Molecular function (GO): nucleoside triphosphate diphosphatase activity
Source: RefSeq, a predicted model, not a curated record
AUGAAUUUUACCAACAUGACUAGAGAAUUAGCUAAGUAUGAUAUCAUAUUAGGAUCCUCAUCUUCUAGAAGAUAUGACCUUUUAAAAGAUUAUCUAAAUAUUCAUGACAUAAAAGUGUUGAAGCCUUCUUUUGAAGAAGAUUUGGAUAAAAAUUUGUAUAAAGAUGAUCCAUUAAAGUAUGUUCAUGACACAUGCCGUUUAAAGGCCAAAAGUAUCCUUGAGGAAUACUACCCAGGAAGGUACAGUACGAAGGAACUUGGUGCAAUUAUAAUAUGUGCCGAUACUAUUGUUGUUGGUCCAGAGAAUCAGAUAUAUGAGAAGCCCAUUACGCAGGAGAAACAAUUAGAAUAUUUAACUAAGUUUUGUUAUAGCUAUGGAAAAAAAUGUGUUGGUGAUGAAUCUGUGAAAGUUAUUACAUCUGUGGCUUUGAUUAAGGAUUGUAAAGAUAUAGGAGAUAAGACGACUCUGGUUAUUCAUCAAUUUGAAGAGAUUACUAAGAUUUAUUUUGAUCCUGAUAUCCCAAUGGAUAUAAUUAAAACAUAUGUUGACUCCAAAGAUGGGUUACAUGUAGCAGGUGGUUUCAAAAUACAGGGAUCUUCUGCAGUUUUAAUAAAGGGGAUAGAAGGUGAUUAUUAUAACGUUGUUGGGUUACCUGUCAAUAAAACGUACAAGACAUUGUUACAUCUUAUAAACUAA